AUGGCAACACCUGGUGCACCGAGAUUCAACUCAAAGUCCCCCACUAUAAAACGAAUCCCUAUCCACAACCCCCUCCCCCGACUACCACGCCGCGCCCGCCACAGACGCCGACCUAUUCAACUGGCACUUCACACUGCGCGGCCCCCCUCCUCCCCCUACGCCUCUGGAAUCUACCACGGGCGCAUAAUCCUACCCUCCAGCUACCCACUGCGUCCUCCAUCAUUCCGCUUCCUCACCCCCUCCGGACGCUUCGAAGCAAACCGCGAGAUCUGUCUCAGUAUCAGCGGACACCAUGAAGAAACGUGGCAGCCUGCGUGGGGGAUCCGCACGGCGCUGGUAGCGCUGAGGGCGUUUAUGGAAACGGAUGCGAAGGGGCAGCUUGGUGGGGUGGAGAUGAGUGAGGAGGGACGGAGGGGCAUUGCGGGGGGGACGCCGGGGUGGAGGUGUGGUGGGUGUGGGGGGAGGAGUAACGGGGAGAUUUUGGGGGAGAGGGAGGAGGCUUUUCGGGCGAUGGAAUUGGAACGGGAACGGGAGGGGGAGAAGGCGGAGGGGCAAGUGGAAGUAGAGGUGCCGAGGGAGUUGCAGAUGGGGUUUAAGGAUGAGAUGGGGAAGGGGAAGGAGAAGGAGAAGGAGAAGGAGGAAGCGGAUACAGAGGAAGCGGAGUUGGCGGAGGGGUUUGUGAGGACUGCUGAUGUUGCGCCGGUCGAUGAGUCGGUACAGCCGGCACACAAUCCUCCACCUACACCUACUCCUCCUCAGCAACUGCCGCGGACAUCGCAUCUUCCUCUCGUACCUCAAACGCCGUAUCGCGCUCCUGCUCCUGCGCCGCUUCAGCAAUUAGCUCUACAACCACCACAGCCACAAGCACACUCGAAUGACGGAGUGCCCAUGUGGAUAGACAGAGCGAUCGCAGGUGUUGUAGUGUUAUUAGUAGCUCUGGUUUUAAAGCUGCUACUUGGGUUAUAA
Lachnellula hyalina is the source of this 966-nucleotide messenger RNA. It is a transcript of the gene UBE2J1, whose product is annotated as Ubiquitin-conjugating enzyme E2. Gene Ontology annotation, molecular function: ubiquitin conjugating enzyme activity. Lineage: Eukaryota; Fungi; Ascomycota; Leotiomycetes; Helotiales; Lachnaceae. Gene Ontology annotation, biological process: protein polyubiquitination. Gene Ontology annotation, cellular component: nucleus. The transcript is spliced from 2 exons. The coding region runs from base 1 to 966 and encodes 321 amino acids. The record is from RefSeq and is a predicted model, not a curated record.